CCUUUUCUCAUCUUCUCACUUCAAACUCUCUCUAUCUCUCUCUCACCUCAUCUUAAGAUUUCUCUGAAAGCUGACUUCAAAGCCUUUUCUAAAGCAAACAAGCCGAUCCUUCUCUGAUUGAUAUUUUAUUUAUAUAUAAAAAAAUUUAAAAGAUGGGAAGACAUUCAUGCUGUUACAAACAGAAGCUGAGGAAAGGACUUUGGUCUCCUGAAGAAGACGAGAAGCUUCUUAUGUACAUCACUAAGUACGGCCAUGGCUGCUGGAGCUCUGUCCCUAAACAAGCUGGUUUGCAGAGAUGUGGAAAGAGCUGUAGAUUAAGAUGGAUAAACUAUUUAAGACCAGAUUUGAAGCGAGGAGCAUUUUCACAGGAUGAAGAAAAUCUUAUUAUUGAACUCCAUGCCGUUCUUGGCAACCGGUGGUCUCAGAUUGCUGCACAGCUUCCUGGUAGAACCGACAAUGAAAUCAAGAAUCUAUGGAACUCUUCCUUAAAGAAGAAACUGAGGCUGAGAGGAAUUGAUCCGGUUACACACAAGAUCUUAACCGAAAUUGAAACCGGUACAGAUGACAAUACCACACCGGUUGAGAAGUGUCAAACGACCUGCCUCGUUGAGACAGAAGGCUCCUCUAGUACCACCACUGGAAGUACUAACCACAACAACAGCAACACCGAUCAUCUUUAUACCGGAAAUUUUGGUUUCCAACGGUUAACUCUUGAGACUGGUUCAAGAAUACAAACCGGUUCAGACCUUGGCAUCUGGAUUUCCCAAACCGGGAGAAAUCAUCAUGUUGAUACCGUGCCUAGUGCGGUGGUGCUCCCCGGUUCAAUGUUCUCAUCUGGCUUAACCGAUUCAACAACCGGCUACAGAUCAUCCAAUCUCGGUUUAAUUGAAUUGGAUAACUCAUUCUCGACCGGGCCAAUGAUUACAGAGCAGCAACCUCAAGAGAGUAACUACAACAAUUCGACAUUCUUUGGAACUGGGAAUCUGAAUUGGGGAUUAACCAUGGAAGAAAAUCAAUUUACAGUAUCGAAUAAUUCGUUACAGAAUCACUCAAACUCGUCGUUGUAUAGUGAAAUCAAAUCCGAGAACAUUUUUUUCGGUACGGAGGCUACAAAUGUUGGUAUGUGGCCAUGUAACCAGCUUCAGCCUCAGCAACAUGCAUAUGGCCAUAUUUAAAAACUUCUUGUAUAUUAUAAGGUGUGUGGGAUCUUCUUUUUUCUUCUUCAAGUUAUUUUUCUUUAUUCCAAAUAUCGAAUUUUCUUUAUAAUGGUUUGUGUAUAUAAACUUUCUGUCAUAUUCAUUUAAAUUAAGGGUGUUUUGUUCUUACA
Messenger RNA from Raphanus sativus (radish), 1327 nucleotides. Its product is annotated as transcription factor MYB8. Gene Ontology annotation, biological process: regulation of stomatal movement. The transcript is spliced from 3 exons. Lineage: Eukaryota; Viridiplantae; Streptophyta; Magnoliopsida; Brassicales; Brassicaceae. The record is from RefSeq and is a predicted model, not a curated record. Bases 153 to 1175 code for a protein of 340 amino acids.